AUGUCACCAAAAACUGCUAUUAAUCAAAAAAUGAACAAAUCAUUCUCAUCAAAUUUAAAAACAAAAUGUGCCUACGAAAAUGAGCCGAAAUAUCAAGAUCAUGAAGACUUUGAAGAAACACCAACAUGGGCUGCUGUUGUUACUGUUCUUGGUUAUGCAAUUCUAAGUGCACUUGGUUGGUUAAGAGAUUUUCUUCGUCACAUUGGUUUUGAAGAGAAAAAAACUGCACAUGAUCCUAAUCCGAAAAAUUUUGUACCACUUUAUCAAAGUUAUGAAUGUUUUUAUACACGAAAUCUAUAUACACGUAUACGUGAUGUAUUUAAUCAACCAAUUGCUAGUGUUGCUGGAGCUAAAGUUCAUAUUAUGGAACGUAUUUCAGAUGAUUUCAAUUGGACAUUUAAGUUUAGUGGUAAAAAAAUUCCAUCGAUUAAUUUGGGUUCUUAUAAUUAUUUGGGUUUUGCGGAAAAUCAAGGUCCGUGUUCAGAACAAGCAAUUAAAUCUAUAGAAAAAUAUGGUGUUUCAACAUGUAGUACGCGUCAUGAAUUAGGUAAUCAACGAUAUAUGCAAGAACUGGAAACUUUAAUGGCAGAAUAUUUAAAUGCUGAAGAUUGUAUUGCAUUCGGCAUGGGUUUUGCAACGAAUGCAUUGAAUAUUCCUACAUUAGUUGGACAAGGAGAUUUGAUACUUAGUGAUAGACUAAAUCAUAUUUCAUUAAUACUUGGUGCACGUUUAUCUGGAGCUACAAUCUGCCCAUUUAAUCAUAAUGAUAUGAAAGAUUUAGAAUCUCAAUUACGUAAAGCUAUUAUUUCCGGUCAACCACGAACAUGCCGUCCAUGGAAAAAAAUCUUAAUUAUUGUCGAAGGUGUAUACAGUAUGGAAGGUUCAUUAUGUAAAUUACCAGAAAUAAUCGAACUUAAAAAGAAAUAUAAAGCUUAUUUAUAUAUGGAUGAAGCUCAUUCAAUUGGUGCCAUAGGCUCACGUGGUCGUGGUGUUGUUGAUUAUUGGAGAGUCGAUCCAAAUGAUAUUGAUGUACAUAUGGGUACAUUUACAAAGAGUUUUGGAUCAGCUGGAGGUUAUAUUGCUGGAAAAAAGGCUUUAAUCGAUCAUAUUCGUAUAUAUUCUCAUUCUGCAUGCUAUUCAACGAGUAUGUCUGCACCUGUUUGUUAUCAAAUAAUAUCUGCAUUAUCAAUUAUUAUGGGUCGAGAUGGUACUAAUGAUGGUCAACAAAGAAUUCAACAACUAGCUUGUAAUGUUCGUUACUUUCGUCGACAGCUUGUUGACAUGGGUUUCAUUGUUUAUGGUAAUGAUAAUUCACCUGUUGUACCUGUUAUGAUUUUUAUGCCAGCUAAAAUAGCAGCCGUUAAUCGAGAAAUGUUAAAACGUGGUUGCGCUGUUGUUACUGUUGGUUUUCCUGCAACAUUAUUAACUGAAUCACGUGUACGUUUUUGUAUUUCAGCUGGUCAUACAAAAGAAAUGCUUGAUCAUGCUUUAAAAGCAAUGGAUGAAGUUGGUCAUCUUGUUUCACUUCGAUAUUCGAAACAAAAGCCACAUCGUCGUUGGAUUGAACUUGAUCGAGCUGAUUAUGACAAAGAAUAUUUAUCUUAA
This is a messenger RNA of Adineta steineri, 1605 nucleotides long. NCBI's taxonomy places the organism in Eukaryota, Metazoa, Rotifera, Eurotatoria, Adinetida, Adinetidae. The record is from the annotation of a GenBank genome assembly.